Messenger RNA from Dictyostelium purpureum, 813 nucleotides. RefSeq lists its product as uncharacterized. The transcript is spliced from 3 exons. NCBI's taxonomy places the organism in Eukaryota, Evosea, Eumycetozoa, Dictyosteliales, Dictyosteliaceae. Bases 1 to 813 code for a protein of 270 amino acids. The record is from RefSeq and is a predicted model, not a curated record.
AUGAAUGGUUUAAUAAAAAGAGUUGAAAAAAUCAAUAAAGAAUGUGUGGAUUCAGCUGAUAAAAGUAAACAGUUAAAUGCAGAUGGUACAACUGAUGCAUUUACAUUAUUAAGAAGAAAAAUUGGUUUAGAUAUUAAAGGUGUAAAAGAGUUAAUAACAGAAAGAGAUGAAGCAGAAAUUAAUAUGCCAGGGUCAGUUAGAACUGUUCAAUUAUCACAUUCUAUUAGGACUGCAAUUCAGGAUUUAAAAGGUGAAUGUGGAAAACUACAAAAAAUGCACGAUAAAGCAGAACAAAGAUAUUUAAAGAAAAAUAAAGAAGACCCAGAAAAAUUAAAGAAAUUAGAAUUAACUAAAGAAUCUUGUGAAAUCGCCUGGGGACAUGUUAAAGAAUUAGAGUUACAAAAUAAAAAAAGGGGUAGUGAUACUAAUCAAUUUAUUCCUAGGGAUUCAUCAUCACCUAGAAAUGGUGGUCAAAUCAAACAACUACCAGAUCUUGAUCAUGAAGAUUUUAUAGAAUUGAUUAAAACUGAUAAACAAAUAGAUGGUGUAUUAACCUCAAUCUCUGAACAAUUAAAAGUUACAGAAAACAUUGCAAAUGAAAUGGGUAAAGCUGCUCAAAGACAAGGUGUACUGUUAGAUGACCUUGAUAAAAAAGCAGAAGAACUAGAUGAAAAAUUAGAAAAUUUAAAUGUUAGAUUAGGUAAAAUGCUAAAAGACAUUCGUAAAGCCGAUAGAUUUAUGAUUGAUGUCAUUUUGGUUCUAAUUUUACUUGGUGUUGGUGCUGCAAUCUAUGGAGUCGUUAAAAGAAAAUAA